AUGCCUCUCGAAAGUGGAGAUUAUUUCAUCCUCGCGGCCCAUACACCGGGUCACAUCUACCCCGUUGCUCGUAUGAAUGAUGCUUAUCCCCAACCGGUUCUCAAGUACAAUAAGGCCGUUCGACCCGAAAUUGCAACGUGGGAGGUCAAGUCUCUUUCUGACACCAACACGUACUAUUUAUACAACGGGGGCAAACCUGCAGCCUGCAUGAAUAAUUUUGUGUGGUUGAACGAAACACAACAGGUAUGGAGGAUUGAACCCGCCUCCGAUGAGGGAAAAUUCAUUAUCCUGUCGGAAGAUAGGAAGUUUGGAUGGGUGGCUCCCGAUGGCGAAGAUGCCAUCGAAUGUCGUGACAACGUUGAACCGUCUUUGUUUGAGAUUUAUGCUGCUGAUACAUGA
Messenger RNA from Marasmius oreades (fairy-ring Marasmius), 399 nucleotides. RefSeq lists its product as uncharacterized. The record is from RefSeq and is a predicted model, not a curated record. Lineage: Eukaryota; Fungi; Basidiomycota; Agaricomycetes; Agaricales; Marasmiaceae. The transcript is spliced from 4 exons. Bases 1 to 399 code for a protein of 132 amino acids. Gene Ontology annotation, molecular function: serine-type endopeptidase inhibitor activity.